GAUGGAUGUUAGACCUUCUUUCUACGACUAUAGAUUGGAAAAAUCAUCAACUAGUACUUCUUUAACAAGAUUCACAUCAUCUUCUCAAUCAACCGAACCGAAAAAAUCUAGCACAGUUCCAGACUUUUCCAAGGUUUACGGCUCAAUUUUACAAUCGAAGAGUUCAAAUUCAACACUUUCACCUAAAGGAGUACAUAAAGAUGUUGAAGAGAUUUACAAAGAAAUGAAAUUGAACCCAUUUCAAGCAGUCGUAAAGAAAUUGCAGAAAAAAUUAAACUGUGUUCAAAUACUUACAAUUUUAAUGCUUCUAGUAAUAAUUGGAGGAUUUGGUUUCGCAAUUUAUAGAUUGGUGGAUAGUCAAAUUAAAGAGUAG
This is a messenger RNA of Dimorphilus gyrociliatus, 373 nucleotides long. Lineage: Eukaryota; Metazoa; Annelida; Polychaeta; Dinophilidae. The record is from the annotation of a GenBank genome assembly.